AUGUCACCCAGAGACGCAACGGUCGUCUGGGUGAGGGGGACUAUAGGGGUGACGAGGGACCAGGGCGGGCCCGAGGAUGUGCGGACGGUGCGAGAGUUGGACGUAGCAUUGGAGAUGCUCCCGAUGUACGGCGGGCGGCUGGAUCACAGAGCCGAACGCAGGGCGCUGCAACACGGGUCGGACCAAGCUCAGCCGGACGAAGGCGAUUCGGAGAGCUAUCAGGGGGACUCGACGGAGCGGCAAGGCGGAAUCACGCAUGUGGGAGUGGGCACUCAAAAAGGGAAACCGUCAUGGCUUACGGGCGGCUGGCGCGAUAUGGAUACGCGAAAGGCCAAGGCCUGGAAUUCAAGUGACGAAAUUUCAGAUUUCCAAGAUGAGACGUCCGAGUUGUUCAUCGGUGAAUGGAUGGAGCAGAGGGACAUCCGGGACCAGAUCGUCCUCGCAACCAAGUUUACAAUGAACUUCAAAGCCCGGCGGAACGUCACGCAGCAGGUAAACUACGCUGGGAACAACGUCAAGUCAAUGCGCCUCAGCGUCGAUGCGAGUCUCAAGAAACUCCGCACAUCGUACAUCGACAUCCUCUACGUCCACUGGUGGGACUGGGACACGAGCAUCCGCGAGCUCAUGGACGGGUUACACAAUCUCGUCGCGCAGGGCAAGGUCCUCUAUCUCGGCGUCUCAGACACGCCCGCCUGGGUCGUGUCUCAGGCGAACCAGUACGCGCUUGACCACGGCAAGUCGCCGUUCGUCAUCUACCAGGGCGCGUGGAACAUCAUGGACCGAUCUUUCGAGCGAGAGAUUCUUCCCAUGGCCCGCGAACAUGGCAUGGCCCUCGCGCCCUGGAACGUCCUCGCGCAAGGGAAAUUCCGCACAGACGCCGAGGAGGAAGCACGUCGGGUCUCAGGAGAGAAGGGACGCAUGAUAAUGAGCUCGGAAUGGGAGAGAAACGAGAACGAGAAGAAAAUUUCGCAUGCGCUCGAGAAGAUCGCUGGCGAGGUCGGGGCUCAGAGCAUCGCUGCAGUCGCGAUCGCCUAUGUGAUGCACAAGGCGCCGUACUGUUUCCCCAUCAUCGGAGGCAGGAAGGUCGAACACCUCAAAUCCAACCUCGAGGCCCUCGAAAUCUCGCUUUCCCCAGCCCAAAUCGAAUUUUUAGAGAAUGUGUUGACAUUUGAUCCUGGUUUCCCCGCCAGUCUGAUUGGGGAUGGCACUUCGUACAGCGGCUUGAUGCUUACCGCUGGACACUUUGAUCGGGUACCCCGUUUGAAAAGCAUCCCGCAUUCCAAAGACUGAACGUAGUUGAAUGAUGAACUUGUUGCUCUAUCAUGUCAAGAAUAUGAAUGCAAUUGAAUUGACCAAGUGGUG
Messenger RNA from Mycena citricolor, 1362 nucleotides. Lineage: Eukaryota; Fungi; Basidiomycota; Agaricomycetes; Agaricales; Mycenaceae. The record is from the annotation of a GenBank genome assembly.